This is a messenger RNA of Nanorana parkeri, 1109 nucleotides long. It is a transcript of the gene HMOX1, whose product is annotated as heme oxygenase 1. The coding region runs from base 67 to 930 and encodes 287 amino acids. The record is from RefSeq and is a predicted model, not a curated record. Gene Ontology annotation, biological process: heme oxidation; heme catabolic process; response to oxidative stress. Gene Ontology annotation, molecular function: heme oxygenase (decyclizing) activity; heme binding. Lineage: Eukaryota; Metazoa; Chordata; Amphibia; Anura; Dicroglossidae. The transcript has 5 exons.
UGUUCAGAAGAGGCAGCCUGUACAACUCAGUGGUGUCUAUCCUUCAGAGAGACUCAGGGACCUAAGAUGGACUCAUCAGACAGAAAGGAAUCCAACGGUGUUAUGGAGGAGUUGUCUGAGGCCUUGAAAGAAGCAACAAAGGAGGUCCAUAAGCAAGCAGAAGACACAGAGUUCAUGAGAAAUUUUCAGAAAGGACAAGUCACAUUACAUGAAUUCAAGCUUGUCAUGUCGUCCUUAUACUUUGUGUAUGAAGCCCUGGAGGAAGAGAUUGAACGCAACAAAGAAAAUCCAGUAUUUUCUCCACUAUAUUUCCCCCUGGAACUCCAUCGCAAAAAAGCUUUGGAAGAAGAUCUUGAAUAUUUCUAUGGACCACAGUGGCGAAAACAGAUCAGUUUCCCACAGUCAACAAAAAAUUAUGUAGAGAGACUUCAUCAUGUCGGUCGUAAGGAACCAGACGUGCUGGUGGCCCAUGCAUACACCAGAUACCUAGGAGAUCUUUCAGGUGGCCAGGUUCUCAAAAAGAUUGCUCAGAAAGCACUUCAGCUACCAGCCACUGGGGAAGGACUGGCCUUUUUCACAUUUGACCAUGUUACCAAUGCAACAAAGUUCAAACAGCUAUAUCGCUCCAGAAUGAACUCUCUAGAUGUUGGCAUUGCUUCAAAAAAGAGGAUCUUAGAAGAAGCAAAGACAGCAUUUCUGCUUAAUGUAAAGGUGUUUGAAGAAUUACAAACAUUAUCAACAAUACAGAAUGACCAUAUAACAGAUGAACCUUCAACAUUAAGAAGCAGAGUGCCCAAAACAAAUAAAGCAGAAGAGCCCAGCUACAGGAGCCAUACCUCUGAGCAGACAGCAUUGUUCAGUCAGUUUCCUAGAUGGGUUGCCAUUGGUGGAUGCGUUCUCUUGGCCAUCAUGGGACUUUACAUUUUGUAAAAAAUGUUAUAAUGAACUGUUAAACUAUAGGCAUCUCUGAAAGGUAGCCACUGCUGAGUCUACAUAGAAGACAAACUUUGAGAUGGUUUGCGUUAUGACUGUUACACCAAAAUACACAAAAUCAUCUUCUUUGAUUGCUCUGCCUAAACAAAAAUCUGUCAUAUGCGCUGACAUCGCUC